Messenger RNA from Rhizophagus irregularis DAOM 181602=DAOM 197198, 1305 nucleotides. The record is from RefSeq and is a predicted model, not a curated record. Lineage: Eukaryota; Fungi; Glomeromycota; Glomeromycetes; Glomerales; Glomeraceae.
AAUUAUCAACUUGUUAUUACCCAUUAAGCUAUCCGAUAUCUAUCCAUUAAAUAACUUUAUCUUAACAGAUUAAAAUGGGUUAAGAUGGUUGGACCUGAUAAGAAAAUUAACAUUUAUCAGCUGAUCUAUGGAAUACAUAUUUUAAUUUUAAUAUACUGGAACCUUGAUAUAAUGGGUCUCGUUUUGUCUGUUAACAAUCUGAAUAUUAUUAGAUCUGUGAAGUUAUCGUCUGCGAUACGUUUGUUAUAAUUGCUUGUGAAACUUUAUGUCGUACAUGAUGACAUUCAUCAAAUUCGAAUCUGAAUCAAUUAUACACCUAAUGAUUAUUUUUCAUUAAAAAACGAUAGUUUUCCUCUUACUCCUCUAUUAGUCUUUAUUUUGUGUUUGAUUAACACUAAUGAUAACUGAAACAGCAAAUCAGAUACUAAAUCGCGUCGUCCCGGUUUGCACAUGGCAGGUUCCAGGUUCAACUAAUUCAACUGGGCCAGCUUAUCCUCGCUUUCCAGGUGUCGUGAGAGAAUGGCGUGACUUCGGCCUAGAUGUCAUUUUGAAUCGUCAUUUUCCGGGAGGACAGUUCCCUGCGUUUCCAACUAAUACAGAGGAUCUACAUGUAGAAGAAGAUGCAAAAUUUCGGUUUUAUUCUAAUGUUAUAAGCCCAGUUGUACCACUACUAGGAGGAGCAUUAUUUAAACACAGAUGUAUUGGAAUGUUGGGUGUUUCCGAUUUUAAAACGUUUCACAAUUUGAGGUUAGGUAAUUACAACCUCUGGGAAAUUUAUCGAUAUGCUGACCGGGCUCAAAUAACGGAUCAAAAUUUUAGGUUUAUAAAAAGGAUCUUAUCUCAGGUGUUUGGCGAAAUGGCCUGCAAUGGCCUUCAUUACGGGAUCUUGACAAGUUAUUCUGAUACGUACUUUCUCAGACGAUCGGAAAAUGAACCAAAUAACCUCUAUGUUUCUCAUGUUUUUCAUCCUGAUAGUAUCAAUCCGACUUUACGCGAGUGUGUUUUCCACAUCAGUCACUUAGCUAUUAAUGAUACGUACUUGUAAAUAUUAAUGAUACUAUCGGGAAUAGAUUGGAUCAUAUGAUGGAUGACAAUUUUACAUCUUAUGAUGAUGAUGACGACGAAGAUGAUGAUAACGAUGAUGAUCCUGAUGAUGAUCCUGAUGAUGAUCCUGACUAUGAUCCUGACGAUGAUUAUAUUCCUCCUGGUUCUUCUAGUUCAAAAAAGAGGAAGAGUUCUUCGAUUCAGACUGGUAGCAAGAAGAGAGUGACUGCGUUAUCUUCCAAAGGAAUCACUACAAUAGGU